Rotaria sordida is the source of this 1128-nucleotide messenger RNA. NCBI's taxonomy places the organism in Eukaryota, Metazoa, Rotifera, Eurotatoria, Philodinida, Philodinidae. The record is from the annotation of a GenBank genome assembly.
AUGAUAUUUUAUACAGGUGGACGAAAGUAAAUCGGGGCCGAGGAAUCUGAAUCUGAAGUCAGUUUUAGAAAAUUUUGAAUUGAAUUUUUUCGACAAAGGAAAGGUUUUUUAGGAAAAUAAUGAUACCUUAUGAAGGUUGACGAAAAGUAAGUCAAGGUCAAAGAAUCCAAAUCUGCAAUCAAAUCCUUGAACUUUUCAAUUUUCUCUUCCGAAGACUAAACCGCUCCUUGAAAGCCGUCUUUUUUUCUAGAAAACUUUAUCCCUGAAAAACAUCAUAUGUGAAGAACUAAAACUCAAAAUUUUCAAAAGCCGACUUCAGAUUCGGAUACUUCGACCCCGAUUUACUUUCGUCAACCUUUAUAAAACAUCAUUAUUUUUCUAAAAAAACCUAUCCUUUGUCGGAAAAAUUUAAUUCGAAAUUUUCAAAAACCGACUUCAGAUUCAGAUUCCUCGACGCCGAUUUACUUUCGUCCACCUUUAUAAAAUAUCAUUAUUUUUCUCAAAAACCCUUUCUUUUGUCGAAAAAAUUUAAUUCAAAAUUUUCAAAAACUGACUCCAGAUUCGGGUUUCUCGACGCCGAUUUACUUUCGUCCACCUUUAUAAAAUAUCGUUAUUUUCUUAAAAAAUGCCGUUUUUGUUGACAAUGGAUUUGAACCGAUAACUAUCUAUGGUUAUCGUACUUGGACCGGUAACCGUACCUACGGUUAACCGGUGAAUGAUGGUCACCGUUGCAUCCCUAGUAACACGAGUCAAUAGUAGACUUGAAAUAGCUAGAAAGAUCCGAUACGUAGUUAUGACAUAGCCUGAGAGUGCAAGGAGUGCGCGGGAGUGCGAUAUUUUCGUUUUUUUCCCCCUUGGUAUCCCUAGAGUAUAGCCCUUGAGAACGUGUAGGUAUCCCCAGUAUAUGGCAAUUGAGGAUCUAAUAGUAAUCCAGACUAUAACCCUUGAGGGCUUAACAGUAUCCAUAGAAUACAGCAUUGGAGGACCUAAGGGUACUACAGAAUAUAGUCCUUGAGAACCUAAAGGUACCCAAAUAUAUAGUACUUGAGCAUCUAAAGGUACCCCUAGAAUAUGGUUCUUAAGGAGCUGAGGGUAUCCCCAGCAUAUGGCACUUGAGGACCCACGGCU